Cooperia oncophora is the source of this 366-nucleotide messenger RNA. The record is from the annotation of a GenBank genome assembly. NCBI's taxonomy places the organism in Eukaryota, Metazoa, Nematoda, Chromadorea, Rhabditida, Trichostrongylidae.
AUGACAAGGAGGAUUGAGACUUUCUCAGCUUUUACUUCGACUAAAAAGAAACCAGUACGAUACGAAAAAGAAGAUAUGAAAUACAUAGACGAAGACAACGACGUGGAAAUGAUGGAUUUAAGUGGAACUAAUGCUACUACACUAACUUUUACUCGUGGCAAUCAUGAACAAACCGCUACCGAAUACACGGAUGACGACGUAGAAACCGGAGCAUCGAAAUGUGUGGAAAAUUCUCGACUUGGUUUCUUUGAUGACUGGAACGAAGUAAGCAUUUUCAUUCGUGGUUUCUUGAUCAUUUCCCAAUUUUCAUUGGUUUCGUUCGUUUUUCCACAUCGACGAGAGAUGAUCCCCAACGGGAGAAUUUAG